UUCUUGUAAUUAUCUGCUUAUUAAGACUUCUUUCCCAUUUCUUAUUUUGGACCAUUAGUCAAUUAUUAGCUUUUACAUGGUGCAUAGAUAUUUUUAAUACUUGGUGGAAUCAAUCUGAUCUCUUGAUCACUUCUUAAGAUACUUUCAUGUGGGCUCAUUUACAUUUGCUUUCUAAUUUUGAUUCCAGUUUUCAAUUUCCUCAUUUGGAUUGAGUUUUGGUGGGUUUCUUCAAAAUCAGUGGUUUGUAUUUACUUGGUUUUGCAUGUAAAUUCAGGGGAUGAAUUUGUGUGUGGGUUUAACUUGUUUUAGAUAGCUAGGCAGAAUCUGCUGAUUACUUUAUGCUUUGAGAUGAAAUGUAUUAGUAGAAUUUAAUCUUGAAAUCGUUAGGUGUUAAUAUCCAUCUAAUUUCAUUGCAUUACCAAUUCGCAGAUAUAUAUGCACAUUUACAUUAUUUCAUGCAUCUAUAGGUCUGGGGUGUAUGCACAGGGAAAGAUAAAUAGAGAUAAGAAUUAAUAGAGGUUGAGUGUUAGAUAAUUAGAUUGAUCUGGCUUAUUUUUGGUGAUAUCAUAAAGCAAUUGGCUUUGAACAUUGUUGUAAGCUACCAGUCUGAUUGCAAUGUGGAGUAAUUUUAACUUCAAGAAUUUUGGAAAUGAUCCACCAGCCGAUGGAGGCGGUGGUGGAAGGCCACCGGGUAGUUCGGGUAGUUUUCCUUUGACAAGGCAGUCAUCAAUCUAUUCAUUGACUUUUGAUGAGCUCCAAAUCUCCAUGGGGAUGAAUGGAAAGGAUUUUGGGUCGAUGAACAUGGAUGAGUUGCUGAAGAACAUAUGGAGUGCCGAGGAGAAUCAAAACUUGGGAUCCGCUAGUGGAGCUGGUGGCCAAGAAGGGGUUGGCCAAUUGCAGCGGCAGGGAUCCUUGACGCUUCCACGGACACUGAGCCAGAAGACAGUUGAUGAGGUCUGGAGAGAGAGGUGGAAUGAGUAUAGUGGCGUGAAGAAUGAGAAUGGUGAUGCUGGUAACUUGAAUAUGCCUUGGAGGCAACAGACUUUAGGGGAGGUAACACUUGAAGAAUUCUUGCUGAAAGCAGGCGUAGCGAGGGAAGAUGCCCAGUUUGCUGGAAAUCCUACCGGUAUUGGAGGUUUUGAUGAUUUGCCUGGCAGUGGGAACAAUACUGGAUUGGGAUUUCUGUAUCAACAGGCUAACAGGAAUGCAGGGUUGAUGGCUAAUAGGAUUCCUGGAAGUGGUAAUCAGAUUGCUAUGCAGUCUUCUAAUAUACCAUUGCAUGUGAAUGGGUUCAGAUCUGCUGCACAACAGAUGGAGAGUCAACAGCAGUUGACGCAGCAAGAGCUCCUUCCAAAUCAGCCUGCCUUCGCCUAUGGAGCUCCCAUGGAUAGGAAUCAGAUUGAUAUGCAGUCUGCAAAUUUACCACUGAAUGUGAAUGGAGUCAAACCUGCCGGACAACAGCCGGAUGGUCAACAAAGGCCUGUGCAGCAGCAGCACGAGCUUCUUCCAAAGCAGCCUGCCUCGCCUUAUGGAGCUCCCAUGGGUAUUCCAAGUAGUGGACAGUUGAGUAGUCCAGCAACUAGGGGCGGGAUUCUUGGGAAUUCUGAUCCAGUGAAGACUAAUAAUUUAGUUUCUAGUGCAGGCCUACAGGGUGGAGGACUUGGGGUGGUUAGUUUAGGAACUGGGGGUGUUUCUGUUGCCACAGGAUCUCCAGCUUUUUCAAAAGAUGGGUUUGCAAAGAAUAAUGGAGAUACAUCUUCCAUAUUACCUGUCCCUUAUGUGUUUAGUGGCGGCUUACGGGGCAGGAAAGGUCCUGCUCUGGAGAAAGUUGUGGAAAGGAGGCAGAAAAGAAUGAUAAAAAACAGAGAAUCAGCUGCAAGAUCACGAGCUCGAAAGCAGGCAUACACAACGGAGUUGGAAGCAGAAAUUGCAAAACUGAAGGAGGAAAACCAAGGAAUGCAGAACAAACAGGCAGAAGUAAUUGAAAUGCAGAAGAAUCAGGACAGGCACUUGGGAUACGUGCUGGCUUCCUUGCCAACGAAAAUUUGGCCGUGUGUCGUAUCUAUUGCCUGACUGAAUAUGCGGAUGUGGUCGUGAAUUUAUGUGUAUAUGUUCUGGAGAUGAUGAAUCAACAGAAUGGAGCAGAUCGACGGUGCUUGAGACGUACACAAACGGGGCCAUGGUGAAUGUAUAUCAUCAUGGAUAUGUAUAGAGGUCACUGUAAAUAUUUAUGAAAGAUUCUGCUGUAGAUCGAAAAAAAAUGAGACGAGUAGUGUUUGCUGUAAACUAUGCGUCGUAUUGUAGAUCUUUUUGAUUGUUUUCUGUUGCAAUUGCGCUCUUGCGCGCAAUAUGUAGGUAGACGGUAGAGCCAAACAACAUACAAUGGAGUGAAUUAGAACUUAUUUCAUUGUACUUAAUUGUUAAUUACAAGGCUUUAUGCCUUGUAGAGUUACUGUCAUAACAGUUCAUUAUCUUACGCUAUGGGAUAGUGUGUGAGUUUGAGAC
Messenger RNA from Olea europaea var. sylvestris, 2505 nucleotides. RefSeq names its product bZIP transcription factor 46-like. NCBI's taxonomy places the organism in Eukaryota, Viridiplantae, Streptophyta, Magnoliopsida, Lamiales, Oleaceae. The transcript has 5 exons. The record is from RefSeq and is a predicted model, not a curated record. The coding region runs from base 616 to 2073 and encodes 485 amino acids. Gene Ontology annotation, cellular component: nucleus. Gene Ontology annotation, molecular function: DNA-binding transcription factor activity. Gene Ontology annotation, biological process: positive regulation of DNA-templated transcription.